Molecule: messenger RNA, 1251 nt
Organism: Medicago truncatula (barrel medic)
Lineage: Eukaryota; Viridiplantae; Streptophyta; Magnoliopsida; Fabales; Fabaceae
Product: eukaryotic translation initiation factor 2 subunit beta
Exons: 10
Coding region: 160-984 (274 amino acids)
Biological process (GO): formation of translation preinitiation complex; translational initiation
Cellular component (GO): eukaryotic translation initiation factor 2 complex
Molecular function (GO): mRNA binding; translation initiation factor activity; translation initiation factor binding
Source: RefSeq, a predicted model, not a curated record
AUUUAAUACGUGAAACGCACCGUUAUAAAGCAGAAAGAAAAGGUUUUGGUUCCACUAAAUACAGACACAAACACUCUUCGUUUCAAACGAUUCGAUUUUCUUCGCUCUCUUUUCUCAGUUUUUCUCUGCGUUUUCUCAGCUUCUGCUUUCAAAGCAAACAUGGCAGAUGAAACACCAAGUGGUUUGAAGGAGGAGGUUCCAGACAUUGCACCAUUUGAUCCUACUAAGAAAAAGAAGAAGAAGAAAGUUACAGUUAUAGAUCCUGCAGAUGAUGAAUCAGCGGAUAAAUUGGCCGAGAAGAUAGAAAAUCUGUCAGUUUCUGAUGGGACUGACAGUGCAUUUUCUGGUUUGAAAAAGAAGAAGAAGAAGCCUGUUGAAAUUAGUAACUUAAAUGAUAUUGAUGAGAGUGGCCCUAGUGCAGAGGCAGUUGAAGAUUUAGAUGAUCAUGCUGAAGAUGAUGAAGAAGAAGCAGUUGCUUUGCAGCCUCGUUAUCCUUGGGAAGGGAGUGAUCGUGAUUAUACAUAUGAGGAGCUUCUUGGCAGGGUGUUCAACAUUCUUCGUGAACAUAAUCCAGAUCUCGCUGGAGAUCGGCGAAGGACAGUUAUGAGGCCUCCUCAAGUUCUCCGUGAAGGCACAAAGAAAACUGUGUUUGUGAAUUUUAUGGACCUGUGCAAAUCGAUGCAUCGACCGCCAGACCAUGUUAUGGCUUUCUUGCUUGCUGAACUGGGUACUAGUGGUUCUCUAGAUGGACAGCAAAGAUUGGUUGUGAAGGGAAGAUUUGCACCAAAGAAUUUUGAAGGAAUUCUCCGACGAUAUAUCAAUGAAUAUGUCAUUUGUAUUGGAUGCAAGAGUCCAGACACAUUACUUUCAAAGGAGAACCGUCUCUUCUUUCUCCGGUGUGAGAAGUGUGGAUCAGGAAGAUCGGUUGCUCCAAUCAAAGCUGGUUUUGUUGCUCGUGUUGGCAGAAGGAAUGCUGGGGCAUGAUUUGGCCUUACUUUUUAUUUGUGUUGAAACUGAUUAGGAAAACAAACCUUUUUCACAAAUUGUAGUCCAUAUUUAUGCAACCCUCACUUCUAAGAGUUCGUUAUGAGAAUGCCUCUAAAUGGGUGAGCAUUGUUAUUCUUUUUUUGGGGGCAGAUAUUUUAACAAUGUGGUCUUUUGACGUUAGUAAUUUGCAGGCAUGCAUUGCAGAUAUUUUAUACGCAUGAUAAUAUAGUACAAUACAUAAUGCAUGAAUGCUAGUUAUGUUCA